AUGGAUCAACAGCGUGGUAGAUCACCGUCUGCAGGACAUCAACAGUCUCAUAUAAACCAUGGACACUCGCCUUCGCCGCAGCCGUUCCAAGAAAAUACUAGUUCAGUUGGAUUAGGACUCGCUUUAGAUGCUUCCCCAGGAAACAACAAUUCGCAAUUCUUGCAUGGCAAUUUCUCAAACAACCGCCUUCCUUCAUAUGAGAGCGACGAUUUUCUCGACCAGCAGAAUCCUUCCUUUUCGCAAGGUGGUCUCAGAGACUCCACCUACAGCCCAAGCCAGGAUUUCACCCCGCAGUUCAAGCAGGAAGACCCGUCAUCCCACUACGGCCAACCGCCACAGAGGAGCUUUACACAAGAACUUCUCAGUGCCAAUCUAACUUCUAACUUUAAUGAAGGCGACUUUUCUCUGUUUCCAACACCCAGUGGACAAAGCGAGCAAUUCGAACAGUCCUUUUUCAUGAACGACCCUUCACAAAUUGGAGGUAGCAACGUCAACCCCGCAGAACUGAAUAUGGCUUCACCUCCAAGCCAUACACCGACGCCCCCAGGUCUUCUACAACCCGAUUCCCGCUCUCCCUCAUCGGCCCACCAAUCUCCGUCAUUCAACCAGGGCCAGUUUCAAGCUUCUCCAGGCCACUCGCGAAAUGCUUCGUUGGGACCAGAGAGUGCUGCAUUUCCCCAAGGACAAAAUCAAGUUGAAUGGGGCAUGAUGCCGCCACAGUUCACCACUCAUCGCAGGAGUCCUUCCGAGUAUUCUGACGUUUCUGCAUCCUCCGCAAACCAUUCGCCAAACCUUGGCCACCACGACACCUUCGAUUCAAUAGAACAGCACCACUCCCCAAUGCAGAAUCCCCAGGACGCAAGCUUGUACCAAGAAGUACUUGGUAUCGGAUCUUUCUCUUUGUCUGAUAACCAAGCGCAACAUGCAGCAAGUCCUGGAAGAGGUUUAAGCCCCGCUCAUAGCCCCGCUAUCUCGCCUCGACUUGGUCCUCAACAGCUACCGAACGUCAAUCAGCAAAACUCGUUUAUGCUUGGGAUGAAUAACGGCUUUGGCCCCCCACAAAACAUGUAUGGGGCGCAAGGCCAAGAAUCUUUCCCCCAGAUACAACAGCACGGCGCCGGAUCUGUUGAUAUGGGCCAGGCUCAGCAGAUGGUUCCUCCCGAGAUCAAUGUCGAGUUUGCGCCAACGUCCAGGCAAAAUAGCUUUGAGCCCCCAAAGCCUUCUUUUGACCAAGAUGCAUUGACACCCCCUGACAGAGGUCGUCGCCGUCGAGCUGUUUCAGACCCCUACAAUAGUGCUUCAACUAUGUCACGUCCUCAUACUCCCUCGAGCAUGUCGUCCGGAGUCGGUUCGGAACUCUUAGCUCGCGCCUCUGAUGUUCACCGUUCGUUGUCACCUAACGACCGAACUGGGGCCAACUCUCCCAGUCGACGCCGCCAAUCUACAUCUUCUCUUCCAAACCGCGAUUAUAUUCUGGGUCUUGCGGACCCUGAAUACCAAGCAGCUACUGCUGAUAGUGGAAAUGCCAAACGGAUUCAAAAGCACCCCGCAACCUUUCAGUGUACUCUUUGUCCUAAAAGAUUUACUCGUGCCUACAAUCUUCGGUCUCAUUUACGAACCCAUACUGAUGAGCGUCCUUUUGUCUGUACUGUGUGCGGUAAAGCGUUCGCACGUCAACAUGACCGGAAACGCCAUGAAGGAUUGCACUCGGGGGAGAAGAAGUUUGUCUGUAAAGGAGAGCUUAAGCAAGGAGGGCAAUGGGGCUGUGGUCGUCGCUUUGCUCGCGCUGAUGCGUUGGGCCGACAUUUCCGCUCUGAGGCCGGCCGCAUCUGCAUCAAGCCACUUCUGGAUGAGGAGGCGAUCGAACGCCAACGCGUAUGGCAAGAACAACGCAUGCAACACAAUAUGCACUCGCAGCAGGUUCCGGAACAGAACUUCCCAAUGGACGCGUCAGGAAAUUACACCCUACCGGCUGCAUUACUCGCCCAAUAUCCCGCGCUUGCAACUUUGAGCUGGGGUGAGAUACCACAAGGGGAUGUUGGAAUAGAUGAUGAGGCAAGUUCUGGAGCCAGGUCUUCCUUUGACGCUUCGGGGUCUGAAUACUACGAUGAAGGUGAUGAAGGUGGUGGAUAUGUCUCAAGCGGGCCGGGGCCACAACAGGGUUUCGGCCAGGGGCAGAUGAACGUCGGUUACAACGGUUAUUCGAGCGAUAUUGGAGCUCGCUAG
Molecule: messenger RNA, 2226 nt
Organism: Lachnellula hyalina
Lineage: Eukaryota; Fungi; Ascomycota; Leotiomycetes; Helotiales; Lachnaceae
Gene: crzA
Product: C2H2 finger domain transcription factor
Exons: 2
Coding region: 1-2226 (741 amino acids)
Biological process (GO): regulation of transcription by RNA polymerase II
Cellular component (GO): chromatin
Molecular function (GO): RNA polymerase II cis-regulatory region sequence-specific DNA binding; DNA-binding transcription factor activity, RNA polymerase II-specific
Source: RefSeq, a predicted model, not a curated record